UUAUAGUUAAAGUGUUGCAUCUCAUCUCUACAACUUCACCAUUGUAAUAAUAUAUCCUGUAUGCCACACUAUUACAUUGAACUGUAAUAUAACCACACUCUACUAUUCUGACGUAAUUCAAUUGCGUAGCACUUUGCCCCCUUUACGCGCCGCGGUAGUGUUUUGCGUUCCUGUAUUCCGCGUCAUAGCUAAGUUAGCUCUCAGGCGGCUAACAACUAAUUUGAACAGAUAUGAGGAGGGCGUUUGAAAAGAAAUCAUAAGCAACCUAUAAAUUCAUGUUUGAUGGAGACAACAUUUAAUACACCAUCAGCUGCGCCCAGGGAUACAUGUGAAAUGGACCAUCGUACUGGACACUCUCGUGUGAUGUCAGACAGUAUGUCCCUGCCCUCCUUUGUGGAGUACCCCACGGACCGACCUUUUAUCAACGCAAACAUUCCCCGACGGUCCCUCGACAGGCCUGUAAAGGCUUUUCCAGAAAGCAAUACUGCAGCCAUUCUUUCGGCACUGAAGAACCUGCAGGAGAAGAUCCACAGGCUGGAGCUGGAGCGGUCCCAGGCAGAGGAGAACCUGCAGAGGCUGACCCGGGAAAGCACCCGACACAAGGCCGUCCUGGAGGCUGAACGCGGGGGCAGCGAACACAACCAAGGUGAAACGGUUGUUGUCCGAGACCCUUCAGAGCUGCACCUGUACCAUCCGUUUAUGACUCCAGAUCUGACUCCUCCGUGCCUUCUUCCCCCCACAGAGCUGGCCACGCUGCUGGCCGCGGCCGAGUCGCGCUGCAGCCUCCUGGAGAAGCAGCUGGAGUACAUGAGGAAGAUGGUGCGCAACGCGGAGUCUGAGAGGACCGCCGUGCUGAAGCAGCAGGCGUCCAUUGAGAAGGAAAGAUCAGAUGACCAUGCUGACGUUCAGGCCAAAUUUGAGAAGCUGGACAUGUUGGAACAGGAGUACAUGAAGCUUACUGAGACUCAGAACCUAGCAGAGAGUAAAAUCCGAGAGCUGGAACAGAAGCUGCAGGAAGAGGAGCAUCAGAGAAAGCUGGUUGAAGACAAGGCUGCUGAGUUACAGACGGGGCUCGAGGCCAAUCGCAUCCUGCUCCAGUCAGUGUCCCCCUCCCCAGCCAGGGUCACAAAAGAGAAAAAGAAAAAAACUGCUGUCAAGAAGCCACUGCAGCAGCCCCACUCGCACGCACAGCCACAUUACAGACUGAGCCUCGGGGAUGUGCCGUUUGUGGCAGGAACGUCCACAACCACAAGCCAUUCAGUCCGUGCCAACGUCCAGCACGUUCUUCACCUCAUGAAGCAGCACAACCCCCAGUUGUGCAAUGACCGAGUGCUCGGUGGCGUCCCGCUGGCCAGCAGGUCCUCCCAGGCCACCCACUCCGAUGGGAAGAAGGCUUCAGUGUGCCGAUCCUGCAGUAGCUCCUCGUCUUCCUCUUCCUGCAGCGAGGAGCUGUCGGAGCUGCUGCUGGCCCUGCAGGAUGAGUUCGGCCACAUGAGCUUUGAGCACCGGGAGCUGGUGAAGCAGAUUCAGGACUCGCGGACAGACAGUCUACGGCAGCACCUGGAGCAGGAGCUGGAGAACCUGGUGAAGCGAAUGGAGGGCAAAGGGGAACAGAUCGCCAAGGUGCGAAGGCACCAAGCACAGAUGGAGAAGCUGAAAAAGGAGUCGAGGGGUCAGAAGGGGCGCCCGGGCAGGGUGAAGGUGAUCACCACGGUGACCACGCGGGGCAGAGCGGCUGGACCAAUCAAGGUGAAGUCGGGGAACAACAGCAAAGACAGUCUGAGGCUGCUGAGGGAUAUGCAGAGCCUCCAGACCUCCCUACGCAGUGACCAGAUCACCUGGAGCUACUGAGCGUGUGUGCGUGUGUGUCUCGCACUCCACCACCCUGGCAUAACCUUCUCCCUGUGGUCUGGACAACAUCAUGCCAAUGGACAUUAAACGUAAAAUCACAGGACAUGCUCAAUUAUGCUGUGGCCUUCGCACAAAAAUUGGGCCCAGGUCUACUACCGGAACCACUUAACAGGGUCUUUUGGAACUCCGCAGGGGGAUUCUUACUGUGCAGCGUAUGGUUCCUAAACACUGCAAGCUAAAACAUCGGGGGGGGGGUUAGCUUUUGUCUCUCGAUUGCACUACAGCACAAUCAGCACACGCUGCACAUCCGCAUACAUAUGACAUCCAUUUAAAAUGCAGUUCAUGGCUUUAAUAUUACCGAAACCUAACCUUGUUUUUAUAAAGGAAUGGAAGAUCAAUCUUGUUGUGAGGAAACUCUUUAUUCUAAAAAUCUCAGUUUACCUUCAAGCCACUUGUGCCUCAGUGAUCACAGAUUGUUCCGAGUGGAAAAAGAGGGCCUCUGAAAUCCACAAUAUGAAGUUUACAACCCAAUGACUGGGCCGCUGGGAAGUGUCAAAACUGUGAAGUGGUGGUGAAGGCUGAGAUCGUACCCACUUUCCCUUCCUACUUCCUGCUUAGCGAUUUGAAUGUGUGAAAAAGAAAAAAAACUGGAGUAUUUGUUGUAACUGAAGGGGAAGGAUGUGUUGGGGCAGGAAGGUGUAACGUUUCGCUCUGACAUGACCUGGGUUGACUUCCUAAUAGUUUGUGGAAUUCUGAUGUUUUACAAUAAAGUAUUUAUUUUUUAAA
Conger conger (European conger) is the source of this 2637-nucleotide messenger RNA. It is a transcript of the gene cep57, whose product is annotated as centrosomal protein 57. NCBI's taxonomy places the organism in Eukaryota, Metazoa, Chordata, Actinopteri, Anguilliformes, Congridae. The transcript is spliced from 10 exons. The record is from RefSeq and is a predicted model, not a curated record. Gene Ontology annotation, cellular component: centrosome. Gene Ontology annotation, molecular function: identical protein binding; gamma-tubulin binding; microtubule binding. The coding region runs from base 283 to 1851 and encodes 522 amino acids.